This is a messenger RNA of Peronospora belbahrii, 573 nucleotides long. Lineage: Eukaryota; Oomycota; Peronosporomycetes; Peronosporales; Peronosporaceae. The record is from the annotation of a GenBank genome assembly.
AUGGAACUGUAUGAGUGUGAAGAUGCAGUGCAAGUGGCACUGCAACAACGUCGACCACAGCACAUUGUUCGUAUAAUCAACAAAUUCUUAGCCCAACAACAUACUGAAGGCAAGAGUACCGUAUCGACAAUUGAUUUUGUAUGUCUAGACUGUCGAAAUGAUGGACCUGAAGGCAAUGCUCGUGGUUUCUUUUCAGCACCACCACCUACAGUCGUUUUUUGUGCGAAUCGUCUGCAUUCAGCUAAGGAAGUAGAGGAGACUAUGGUACAUGAGCUUAUUCAUGCCUAUGAUUUUACGGUCCGAAAGAUGGAUAUUACAAAAUUGGAUAUUUUAGCCUGCAGUGAAAUUCGGUCUGCGCGUGAAUCCGAGUGUUAUCAGAAAGCCAAAUUAUUGGAAGCAGUACUGCCGAAUAUGGAAUUUUUUCAAAAAAGUGCACGGUGGUUCAAUGCACGUUGUGUUCGUGAACAUGCUGUCCGCUCUACAAGUUCCAUGUUUCCUGUAGGAGCACAUAAUGAAGUUGAUAGGAUGUUUGAUCAGUGCUAUACCGAUCACAGUCCUUUCACAAGAAAGUGA